Molecule: messenger RNA, 3380 nt
Organism: Polypterus senegalus (gray bichir)
Lineage: Eukaryota; Metazoa; Chordata; Cladistia; Polypteriformes; Polypteridae
Product: polypeptide N-acetylgalactosaminyltransferase 5
Exons: 10
Coding region: 605-3022 (805 amino acids)
Cellular component (GO): Golgi apparatus
Source: RefSeq, a predicted model, not a curated record
GACUACGCGUAAUAAGAAGCAGCCGCGUUUCCUUUCGGUGCUGCAGACAGCCAAGCCGCGGAGAGGGGCUGAGCUCCAGCCAUGGGGAGUGUUCUCGACUCCUCUCAGGUAUUCCUCACAAGGGCAGGUUUCCGGAGGGGGUUAGCGAAGCACGUCGCACAGCAAUUUUAGAAGUUCGGCUGGGCACAAAGUGUAAAAUUUGCGACACUUUUUUUUUUUUGUCAUGUGCCACUUUUACGGCUGAGGGAUUUUUACUACCCUGAUAAUCUGCAUAACUUUUGGGUACUCAUGUAUGCCAGUCUGUGGAACGAGGUGCGCCGUGGGAAGAGUGGGUACUGGCUCCUUUGCCAUUUUCUCCAAUUCGUUUUACGUGGGACUCGAUUUAUGCCCACACAUGGCAUUUUACUUACAAUCUUGUGAAUUUUAACCCUUGGGUUUGAGGCUGGGCACUUCAUCAAAGCCAGCUGCCCACACCGCCUGCCACGCAAGCAUUCCAUGACAGUCAUCGGCACUGAGGGAAUAAAUCGGAUUUUUUUUUCAGGUUUGAUAACCUACAGAUAUUUUAAGAUUUUUUUUUUCAGAUCAUAAUUUUUAUUCUCAAAACAUGAUGAAAAUAAGGAAACAUUUAAGAGGCAGCGGAAGGGUGCUCGCUUUUAUCUUUUUUGCCUCCGUCCUCUGGUUACUUUUUGACAUGGCAGCGCUCAGGAUUUCAUUCAGUGAAGCAAACAGCAAACUUAAUAAGAAAGAGAUGAAGCUGUUGGAGAAAGUAAGGCAAGGACAAAAGGAGCCCGCCAGCCAUGCGCCUCUGUUAAGGAAACGACCCACCAGGUUGCUGCCGAGGAAAGAGGACAGACCCCGAUUGGAAGCGGGUGAGCGCGUCGCUCCUCCGAAACUCGACAAACUCCAAAAGAAGAAAGGCAAAGUCGUCGCCGGCGAUGCUGCUGUAGGCGGUCGGACUCCAGUCGGUAACGCGCAACUUGUGCUAAACAAAACUGGGGGGCCAGAGAAAGCCAGAACAUCCCCCCACGUGCUCGAUAAAGAAAGACAGCCCAAGUUACACAAUAAAAACAAGUCCCAGAUACAGCGAAAUAAGCUCAGUGGCUUCAGCACAGAUGCGACACUGGGACGCGCGCAACAGGGGAACAGGUCCUCGCACUCUCCAGGAAAUCCUAAAGUGGCUCUCGGCACCGCCGAAGACUCCAAACAAGCCGCGGAACAUGUACCCGCCGCCGGAGACGACCAUAAAAAACUGGGGCAGAACGACAGCCUUGGGGCCGAGCCAGAGAGCGAAGGGAAAGCGUCGCGACUGCUGAUUAAAGCCGAGCACAGGGCGCCCAAUAAGACACAAGGCACACAGGAUGAGAACGCGGCCAAGUUCGGCGUCGGCCCUCCGGGGAUCAGCGAGCGCAACAUCACCGGAGCUCCUAAUAAGGCGACUCGGCUCGACACAGGGAAGCAUAAAGUACUGCGAGUCGAUCUCACCAGCAAUCCAAGAAACCCCGAAGCCCCGGGUCAGUUCGGGCGUGGGGCGGCAGUGCCGCCGGAGGACGAGUUGAAAGCCAGGCAGAGAUGGAAAGAGGGCCAUUUCAACGUGUAUUUGAGCGACUUGAUUCCCGUAGACCGAGCGAUUCCAGACACCAGACCAGCUGGGUGCUCUGAAAAUCUGGUACACAAUGAACUCCCCACUACCAGCGUAAUAAUAUGUUUUGUUGAUGAGGUUUGGUCAACACUGUUAAGAUCUGUUCACAGUGUUCUCAACCGCUCACCAUCUCAUCUAAUUGAAGAGAUUAUUUUGGUUGAUGACUUCAGUACUAGAGAUUACCUGAAAGACAAGUUGGACAAGUAUAUGUCUCAGUUUCCUAAGGUGCGCAUCCUUCGUCUGAAAGAGAGGCAAGGUUUAAUCCGUGCUCGACUUGCUGGAGCUGCAGUUGCUAAAGGUGAUGUUCUGACAUUCCUGGAUUCACAUAUUGAAUGCAAUGUGGGUUGGCUGGAGCCACUUUUAGAACGUGUGCAUUUGGAUAGAAAAAAAGUGGCGUGUCCAGUAAUUGAAGUAAUAAAUGACAAGGAUAUGAGUUAUAUGAUAGUUGAUAACUUUCAACGAGGAAUUUUCAAGUGGCCUUUGGUCUUUGGCUGGAAGGUAAUCCCAGAAGAUAUUGUCAGGAGAGAAAAUAUAAAGGAUUCAGAUCCAAUAAGAUGUCCUGUUAUGGCUGGGGGUCUGUUUUCAAUAGAUAAAACAUAUUUCUAUGAGCUUGGAACCUAUGACCCUGGACUUGAAGUAUGGGGUGGUGAAAACAUGGAAAUCUCUUUCAAGAUCUGGAUGUGUGGAGGAGAAAUUGAGAUCAUUCCAUGUUCCAGAGUGGGCCACAUUUUUAGGAACGAUAAUCCAUAUACAUUUCCAAAGGACAGAAUUAAAACAGUUGAACGGAAUUUGGCUCGAGUUGCUGAAGUGUGGCUGGAUGAGUACAAGGAGCUGUUUUAUGGCCAUGGAUAUCACCAUUUGCUAAAUAAAAAUCACAUUGAUAUUGGAGAUUUGACAGAGCAGAAGAAACUCCGUGAAAAUCUGAAAUGCAAAAACUUCAAAUGGUACCUUAAUAAAGUUUAUCCGGAUUUGGAUGCACCCUUAUUACGAGCUGAUGGUUUGCUUUUCAACAGUGGAAUCAGAAAAUGUCUUACAAUACAAAACCAUAUUCCUUCAUUUGAAGUUUGCAAUACCAGCAAUCAGAUACAACCUUUGAACUACACUUGGUUAAGAUUAAUUAGGCAACAGGAUAACUGUUUAACAAUAAUGGAUUCAAAUGGGGCUCUUGGCUUGGAACAGUGUGAAAAUGCAAAACAUCAUAUACGGUGGCUUCACAGAUCCCUAAUUUCUGAUCCAUUAUUAACAGAUCAUUUAAUUUUAGAACAUCUUCAACGCCCUAUGUGUUUAGAAGCUAAACCAACAGAGAAGAUUCCAUAUUUGCAACUAUGCAAUCCAAGCAAUCCAUUCCAGAAAUGGCAGUUCACAAACUAUUUUGUACAAUAAUAAUAUAAGUAGUUGAUGGGCCAAAAAGACUUUAAGUGAAGAUCUGAAUUUUGAAGAACUUUUUAUUUACAUGUAAUAUUUGCUUAUGGUUAAAGAAGAACUUAUUGACAAGUGUGUACAUAAUUUAUGUAACUAAAUUAUUUGUGUUUUGGUUUAGUUUUAGUUAGCUGGACUCCUAAACAAUGUAGAGUAAAUGUACUGUAUUUAGGUGGGGGAGGCAAUUUAAGAAUAUCUUGGAAAAAGUUCUUACUCUUGCUGCUUUUUUUGUACAGUUCACAAUGUUUUUCAUGCAAUUUUCUGACCCAUCAUAUGUUAAUUAUUUGAGUUAUUAAAGAAAUGACUUUACAUUGAAAAGCUA